Molecule: messenger RNA, 1637 nt
Organism: Polistes canadensis
Lineage: Eukaryota; Metazoa; Arthropoda; Insecta; Hymenoptera; Vespidae
Exons: 5
Coding region: 697-1560 (287 amino acids)
Source: RefSeq, a predicted model, not a curated record
ACGAUGCUUGUUUUCAUCUCUUUCGACGUAUCCAGAGUUCUCUCGCAAUAGUAGUACGAUCGACACCAACGUGAAUGCUCUUCUAAGUGCUCUUAAGGAAAAAAAAGAUUAUCUUAUUUUUUACAUUUAAUUGUGAAGAAUUUUCAUCCCUUAUAAAAGCUAGCUGCUUCCUCACAAUUCUUUCAAUUAUUCCAUUAAGAAGUCAUUUUGUAUUUUUGUCAACAAGUAUUACGAAUUGUUAAUCGUAAUUUAGUGUUUUUUUUUCUUCUUUCUUUUCUUAUUUCGUUGGAUUUUUUUUAUCGUAAAUAAAUCUUCGUCGCGAUUGACAAUUAUUAAUAUUUGAUAAUUUUCAAAAAAUUUCCCGCGUAAUAGUAGUUAAUUAAAAAAUUAAAAUCAUUUUUUUGUUGGGGAGAAAAUUGUUUUAAAUUGAUCGUUUGGAUUAAUUUUUCGUUGGUUGUCGACUGUCGAAGACUAAUACGUCGCGAGAUUAAUUAUUUGUGAGAAGAGAAGGAGGACGAAGGAAGGGUGAGAGAAAAGAAAAUAGGAAACAAAAAAGAGGGUGUAAAAAAAGCGAUUAGACACGUUUUGGCAGUGCCGGAUGAGAGAAUCGAUGAAGAGCACUUUAAUCUUGCCGUUGGAGAAUCACGAGAAAAUUUUGGAUAUACGAGGACGAGUUUAAAGUGACUAUCGAAAAGGAUGAGGCCUAAUAAUCCGUUGGAAUGUUUUAUGUUCUUUCUUUUCCUGAUAGUUUCGGGAGGAGAAUCAACUUCCGUCCGAAACAAUCUCUUCCACGAGAAUGAUCUCGUUUCGUCUACAAAAUCCAACAAGUCUCCUCCAUUAUCGAUUAUAUCACCGAUCGAUUAUCCCGAUAAACUUCAUUCUUGUCUUUACGUGCCACCUGAUUUACCACCUUGCCAAUUUAUAAGAAACGCAAAUGCUCAAAGAUUUUAUCGUUCGAUUAACAACGAUAGAAUUAAUUCGGACAACGAAUUGAAUUAUCAAGGUCACUUUACGGUUUAUUCCUUGCAAGGUUGCUUACCAUCCAGAUUACCUUUCAGAAUGAUGUUGUGCAAGUCUAAGGAUCUUUUAGAGAAAGCCACAAAAAUCUGGAAAUUAUAUCCUUUUAAAAUCGAGGACGAGGAAACAGUCGAGUCGACAUUUAUAUUUCCACAAUUCGAUGUAAAUCAAUGGUCGAAAUCUAUGAGAUUACUUCGCGAAGAAAAGGACAAACAAAAUCGAAGAAACGAUCAAGAUGACUUGUUGAAAACUAGUGAAGAAUAUUUAUCAUCUUCAUCAAUGAUCUCAUUUGAAAAUAAUCAUAAUCGAAAUGAUAUAAUAAAAUCAUCAUCGAGUUCUUCGUUUCUCGAAGAUAAUUUAACGAAUUCUUUGACGAAUGAUAGAAAACGAAAAAGGAGAAGACGAAAAAGAAGUGACAAAUUAAAUCGUCGUGAAAUUAGAAGAGGAAGCGAGUUUCCUUAUUCGAAAUCGAUACCAUUCGAUAUUAAAAAAUUCAGUUUAUCAGUUUGUACAAGCCACGAAGACAGGAGACACGAUCCGUAAGCCUUUAGCAGUUAUCACGCAAACUGGUUGACGCCACCUGACCACUUCCACGAGAGUUCAGAUUCCGCUAUUUCACA